GAUGGCGGCGGGCCUGUGAAGAGGGCCCGGCCGCCUUGGGCAGGCCGCAGGCCUGGCGCAGUCCCGGAUUCUCUUGGCUUCUCGAAAGGAGGGAGGAGCAGAUGGCGCUUGCUGCGGGUCCACGCUUCCCGAGGGCAUUUACUGAGUCGUCAGCGAGCGAGCUGUGUUUGAUUGUGGUAGGAGCAGCGAGUGAAGCUCCGCGCCUCGCAGGUGUCAAUACAGAUCUCGCAUCUAUUGUGCUCCCUGAUUACCCGUAAAUAACGCGCGGAUGGGUUGUUCGUACAUCUUUAGUAUAUUUGACCGUUUCAGUGGUGGUCAGUUCCACCCACCCACCCCGUAUUCGUUUUCUUCUGUGAUUUUUCUCCCCGCUUUAUUUUCCUAGAACUAAAAAUAGCGAACAGCAGUUACGUAGUCAUUUUAAUUUUUCGAGUCGCUGUUGUUCCCAAGAUGAGCGCUGUUGCCGAAGUGGCUGUUCUUGCCGUGUUUUAAAGCAUGCAGUUACGUAAGGCUGUCCUUCCUCUACAAGGGCCUGCCUUUCCCUUAAUACCCACUGCUGGCCUGGCCAGCGUUUGCGUGGUGAGGGUGCGCCAGGGAAACCGUGUGUUGGAAGACUGGGCACUCCGCGAGGGAGCUGAACCAGCCCCCUGACCUGGAUUUCCGUGUGGGCAUCAAAAUGCACGUGUGAGCACAAAGGAGAGAAUGGCUACAAAGGGCAGCGUAGGCUCUACCGAGGUUCGGGGAUGGCUGAGGCCAGUCUAACAUCAACCUUAAGAUGAGUGGCUGCCGUGUCUUUGUUGGACACUUGAGCUCACGUGCUCGUGAACGGGAUGUGGAGAAGUUCUUCAAAGGAUAUGGUCGCAUACGAGAAAUCCAUCUGAAAAAUGGAUUUGGGUUUGUGGAAUUUGAAGACCACAGGGAUGCUGAUGAUGCAAUUUAUGAACUGAAUGGUAAAGAGCUGUGUGAUGAAAGGGUCACAAUUGAACACGCUCGAGCCCGAAGAGGAAGGGGAAGAUUCUCUCAACGGUUCAGCUAUUACCAGUCGCAGAGUGGAUCUAGCCGGUAUGGGCCUCCUGUUCGUACUGAGCACAGGAUCAUCGUUGAAAACCUUUCAUCCCGUAUCAGCUGGCAGGACUUGAAAGAUGUCAUGAGAAAGGCAGGGGAGGUCACCUAUGUGGAUGCACACAGAAACAACAGGAAUGAAGGGGUUGUGGAGUUUGCAUCUUACAGUGACAUGAAGAGUGCACUGGAAAAACUGGAUGGCACUGAGCUGAAUGGACGCAGGAUUAAACUGACUGAAGACCACAGAAGGCAUAGAAGCAGAUCUCGAUCAAGGAGUUACUCAAGAUCUCGCAGCAGGUCCAGGUCUACAGGAUCUUCCAGGUCGGACAGCCGGUCCCGCUCCAGGUCAAGGUCCCGCUCCAGGUCCCGCUCUCGCUCUCGAUCCCGCUCUCGCUCGCGGUCCCGCUCUCGUUCUCGCAGUCGUACUCCUAAAAAGAGUUACUCCCACAAAAGCCACCGCUCCAGCUUGAUAGCUUCUUCCCCCUCUCCCUCUUCUUCUAAAAGAAAAUCUCGUUCUAGGUCGAGCUCUGCUCAUAGCCGUAGUUAACCUGCUCUGAGACAUGUGUUAAUUAAUUUGAUUCAAGUUUCUUGAAGACUUGAGGAAGUUAUAUAUGAGAACUGGGAGGGGAAGAGUUAACAUGAUGAAAGGGUGACCUCCUCUUACAUUGCCAAAGUGCCUGUCAUCAAAUAGGCCAUCUCUGUGAGGAGGGGCUGGCUGUCAGCUUUCUUCUUUCAGUGAAGUCUGGAGUGGGAAGUCUUUUUUAUUUUUUUCCCUGCUAUUAGUAAACAUUUCUAUCAUAGAUAUAUUAUGUACACAUAAUGCUGAGGUAAUGGGAUGAGACAAUACGCUGCUUUCUCCCUCUCUUGCCCCUUCUUUCCCCUCCACCUCCAAGGCCUUUGACUUCCAAAAUACUAUGUUAGCUUUUGUCCUUGGUAUUAAGUCCGAGAACAGGAAGUAUAGAUUUAAUUCCUUUAAGGUUCUGUGGCUACUUUUCUGUGCGAGAAUGAAUGGACCAGAUGAAAUUAGUUUAGAGUUCCCCUUUUUCCCCGUUGCUUGGCUUAACAGGCUGUUUUAAGUUCCAGCUUUACAUGACCUUGACAAUAUGCUUAAUUUGCUAAAGACUUUCAGGAAUACACAUUGGUUAGUUGAAUAUUGCUCACUUGGAUAAUUAAUUAAUAUGAUGUUAAGCAGUAAUGAAAGCUGGAAUUUUCUGUUAAAAUGAGACAUACCAUCCAGAUGUCAGGUUUAUUGGGAAUCCAUUAUAAUAAUUUUACAGUAAUUCACUAGUAUGUGGUAUUGUAUGUAUAGGCCUUAUUUGACAGGUGACUUCAUAAAACUGCACAGAAAUGUCAAUAUGCAUGUCCAUGUUUUUGAUGUUUAUAAAAGUGACAUAGCUUUCAUACCCAAAAGUGUGAUACUGAAUAACAUGUGUAUGACUAGCAAUAGUCUUGAUGGAAAGGAAGGUUAUUUUAGUAAUGAGAGCAGCAAAAAAAUCCCAGGAAAAGUGUAGUCAAAAUCUCCGGAAUGCACAGUUGUUUUGAUUAAUAGAAAUUUCCAUUGCAAAUACUGUUGUUCUUACAAUUUGGAAUUAGAUGGGUUUUUUUUAACUUCUGUAUUGUCAAAGAAGGGAAACGUUUUUGGAAAAAAUAUGUAAAUUAAUCCCGAAGUCUUACAUGUAUUUAAAUGUACCAUUCCUAAUAAAAUCAAACCUUUUUCUGGCUUA
Molecule: messenger RNA, 2783 nt
Organism: Ficedula albicollis (Collared flycatcher)
Lineage: Eukaryota; Metazoa; Chordata; Aves; Passeriformes; Muscicapidae
Product: serine/arginine-rich splicing factor 5-like
Exons: 8
Coding region: 773-1606 (277 amino acids)
Cellular component (GO): cytoplasm; nucleus; ribonucleoprotein complex
Molecular function (GO): mRNA binding
Source: RefSeq, a predicted model, not a curated record